UGGAGUUACACAAUGUUUUACAAACACUGCUUUCAGUUGUAAGCAACACUACAAGAAAUUCGGAAGCAAAAACAAUUUUUGUGGACAAUCCUUUCUCAACAAGCAAAGAGACAAAAUUUCCUUGAAAUAUUCAUGAGAAUGGGACAACUACUAAGAUAUUUUAUUCUAGUUGCUUUGCUGCCGUUGUUUAAAGCCCAGGAUAAAAACCACGAGGAUACAUUAAAUGUGACAAAUAUUGAAAACAAUAUUAUCACCAGUGGAGAAUCCCUUAUAGCCUCAACAUCUUGGCCCGCAAUUGAUAACCAGCAACAUGAAGACGAAGACAUUUUGAUAACAACCCAAGAACCGGUCGAACAAACGUUAUCUCCGCUUUUAAGAUGCUUAAGCUGUAAAUUUUGUGCCCCAUAUGAGGGUAAAUCGUUAAAUGAAAAAGGGAAAAAGUGGUGUCCCCUACGACCGGGUGUACUAAAUGGAUGUAUCUCUAUUUACUACAAUUUUUCCAGCAAUGCUGGAGGCCCAGAAGGGUAUAUCAAUAGGAGCUGUUUUUCCGACUUAAGCGAGAGCGAUCUUGAAUAUUGUAAGAAACAUGAGAAAGUCUGCCACAAGUGUUACUCAGCUGAUUGCAAUAAUAUGGACAUCACCAGUAAUGGCUUAGUAACUGAAGAAGGAGGAGGAGCUCGAAUUUUGGUCUCAAAGUUCCUAAUGAUCGCUAGCUCGAUCGGCUUUUUUUUAAACACACUGCUUACGGGAAAAUAG
This is a messenger RNA of Drosophila gunungcola (fruit fly), 756 nucleotides long. RefSeq lists its product as uncharacterized. Bases 133 to 756 code for a protein of 207 amino acids. Lineage: Eukaryota; Metazoa; Arthropoda; Insecta; Diptera; Drosophilidae. The record is from RefSeq and is a predicted model, not a curated record. The transcript has a single exon.